AUGGCAAAGUGGACGAAUGGGACGACAGCAGCCUCGUUAAUCAAACAUGUUAUCGAAGAUUUCCAUAAAUCUGGAAUCGAUUUUGCUUGGAAAAAGUCGAAAAUACCGUUAAAGCAAAAGCAGAAAGUAAAUACUGAGCAAGAUAAAAAUGGUAUGUUACAUAAUAUACCAAGAGAGGAACAUCUUUCUAAUACAUACCGCCAUUACCUGUCCAGUACAAUGCGUUUGAAAGCAUUGCAGGAACGUUAUAAGGGCAAUGAGCGUUCGUUAGAAGAAAGUUCCAGACUUGUUGGUUUAAAAAUGCCUGCUUCGAAAUCAUAA
This is a messenger RNA of Cercopithifilaria johnstoni, 321 nucleotides long. Lineage: Eukaryota; Metazoa; Nematoda; Chromadorea; Rhabditida; Onchocercidae. The record is from the annotation of a GenBank genome assembly.